Messenger RNA from Aspergillus calidoustus, 1854 nucleotides. The record is from the annotation of a GenBank genome assembly. NCBI's taxonomy places the organism in Eukaryota, Fungi, Ascomycota, Eurotiomycetes, Eurotiales, Aspergillaceae.
AUGCCGUCAUCCACACCGGAGAUAGAAGAUUAUCAUGUCGCGUGGAUCGCCGCCCUACCGAUUGAAUUCAGCGCUGCAACAGCCAUGCUGGACGAGCACUACGAGCAUCGCAAUGAUGACACCACACUGUAUACCUUGGGUCGGAUAGGCUCACACAACAUCGUCGUCGCCUGCCUGCCUGCCGGCCAUAUCGGAACCACGUCAGCCGCUACAUCCCUUGUCGAAGUGGUACAUAAAUUCCCAGCUCUCCGCGUCGGUCUCCUCGUUGGCAUUGGUGCCGGGGUACCAAGUCCUGAAGCGGAUAUACGCCUUGGUGACGUCGUGAUAAGUCAGCCUACACGAGGCUACGGCGGGGUGAUACAUUAUGAUUUCGGAAAGGUCGAGCCGGACGGGCAACAUCGUCGGAUAGGGUAUCUAAAUGGACCACCGCUAGUGCUCCUUUCGGCUCUCUCAAAAUUGAGGUGGAUACUCGAAACGGGCACCAGCCAAAUAGGAUCUCAUCUCAGGUCGCUGCAAACAUUGGCGGCCUUUCGCCAGACAAAUACAACGCCCGACCAUCUAUUCCGGGCAGAUUAUAAGCAUCAAGAUGGUCCGACGUGUGAAAAUUGUGACCCGAUAAUGGUAGUCACCCGGCCUGAGCGGGAUAAAAAUGGCCCCAGCAUUGUUCUCCAUUGUGGUUUGAUUGCGUCGGGUAACCAGGUAAUGCGUGAUGGAGUCACAAGGGAUAAACUAAGUAGCGAGUUUGGAGGUGUCUUCUGCUUUGAGAUGGAGGCUGCUGGGCUUCUGAAUAUCCUGCCCUGUCUUGUCAUUCGGGGAAUCUCUGAUUACGCAGACUCGCAUAAAAACAAGACAUGGCAGCCUCGUGCCGCUGGCAACGCUGCUGCAUACGCAAAGGAGCUCCUAAAAUGCGUCCCUCCUUUUUCUACGGCGAGACGGCCGAGUUCGGAAGGGAGCAUAACCCGGAAUAGUGCAAGAUCGAUGGUAGGGCGACGAGUUUCUGGACGUAAUAACGCGACCUCAGAUGGAAAUACAACAGAGCCGCCGCCAAUGGGGACCAUCGAACAUUCCCUGGGCCUUCACCAGCUAUACCCUAGCUCGACUCGGAAUUUACCCUUCGGCUUCGAUGUUAUAGCAGUGCACGGUCUUGGCGAUGCGCGGUCAACGUGGACGAAGGGUACGACGCUCUGGCUUCGAGAUCUACUGCCCGAACUGUCCUCGUUCCGGGAUGCACGUAUUAUGGCAUUUGGCUACGACCCGCAAAGCUUUUUCCGUGAGCUUUCAUCGAUGGCUCCUGGGAGACUCUUCACAUUUGCAGAGGAUCUUCUUAGUGAUCUCGCAGACAUACGUGCUUCGCGGGCGCACAAGAACAGACCCAUAAUAUUCAUUUGCCAUUCUAUUGGCGGUCUCAUUGUUAAAAUCGCCCUCCGGUAUGCAAAUGAGCGCCAGAGACUAUUCGGAAACAUAGCAGCAUCAACGAAAGCGAUAUUGUUCUUCGGGACCCCACAUCAGGGCUCGGAUGCGGCGGCAUACCUCACUAGUAUCCAAGAAGCCGUGCUGAUCGAUCAAACAGAUUUGGUUGAUGAUUUAGCGACGUGGUCAGCGCCCCUGAUCGAGCUCACCACCGGUUUCAGCGAGAUCGCUCCGAACUAUGACAUAACAACCUUCUUCGAGCAGAGAGCUACAAAUGGUGUCGUUGUUGUUUCUGAAGGGUCUGCAAGAAUGGGGCAAGCGAAUGAGCAAAUUCGCGGUCUGAACGUGGAUCACGUCUCGCUAUGCAGGUUUACCAGUGCAGAUAAUAAUUGGAGAAUCGUCUCCAGAAGGCUCGAGGCAAUUGCCAGCUCGAUCAGCGGGUAG